Messenger RNA from Funneliformis caledonium, 3441 nucleotides. NCBI's taxonomy places the organism in Eukaryota, Fungi, Glomeromycota, Glomeromycetes, Glomerales, Glomeraceae. The record is from the annotation of a GenBank genome assembly.
AUGGUCUGUCAAAAUCCUAAUUGCAUGUAUUUGCAUGAACCUGGAGAGGAAGCUGACAGUUAUACUAAGGAAGAUUUAGCUUCAGUUAAAUAUCACCUAAAAGAACAUACAAGUACAGAAACACAUAAGGUUCAUCAGCUAGGACGACCAUUAUCAUCAGGGACAUCGAGUGUUUUUCCACCACAGAAAAAGCCUGAGACACCGCAUCGCGCUCUUGGCCCUGAAAGCGACAGAGGAAGCAAUGAUGAGAGAGAAGAGGCGUCGGCAUUACCUCCUACUGCUUCUUGGGCUACUAAACCAUCAAGUACAGAAUCUACACCUGUGUUAAACAAUAAGCCUUUGCCACAGUUACAGCAUACAUCUUCACAGCAAUCAUCUAAUUCGGCACAGUCCCAGCCUUCAUCACAUACUUCACAUCAUCCACCACAAUCAACACAUGUAAUACAUCCUUCACAAAAAACACAAAAUUCACAACAAUCACAACAAUCAUAUCCACCGCAUUUGCCAAAUUUUCAACAUCUGCCACCAUCACCGUCUCAAGAGCAAAAAUCCAAACGCAUUGUAGUAGUUGAAUCCUCAGGAUCAAAGGCAAUUAAGAAAAUAGAGUCACAAUCAGUACAACAUUUAACAGCUGUGUCUAAAAGGAAAGAAGUCGACUUAGAUAUAGAACAUGAGAAGCCUCAACAAUUAGUAACUGAAUUAGUUCAGGGUGCUAAGUUACAGGACCAGUUUGUUCCUCCAUCAUUUCCUUCAGCAGAACAAUCUAACGAUAAACCUUCGCAACUCGUUACUAAACAAAAUGAUAUAGUUGCAGACUUUGAUCAAACAUUAUCUGCUCUUAGUGAUGGUUCUUUUUCUUUUUCUUUCAAUGUUCCAUUACUGGAAAAUAAUGCAGUUUCAGAAGGAAGACAUAAGGAUAAAGUUUCCACAAUUACUUCGGACAAUGUUGUUGGAAGUUCUCGUAUAGUAUCUCCACCCCCUAGCGCUGGAUCAGGCACCGGACUUCAUGCAGAAGUUUCUAGUUCAAACCUUGUUAACACUAAUACUGAUUAUGCUCAACCAAUACCUACACCAUACACUGGUUCAUUUAAUCCAUUUGCGACAGAAGAUAACAAAUUUGAUCCAUUCGCCACAGAUAAUUCAAAUUCGUUGAGUAUUUUAGGAUUAUCUUCUCUUGGUAGCAAUAAUAAUAUAGCAGACACUUAUACAAACGAUUCUAGGUCUCAUUCGUCGCACGGACAAUCAUCCCCUGCAAAAUCUAGGCUAUCAUCUCGGUUUGGUUUUGCUCUAGAAGAUGGUGAUAAUGCUCAUUUGAAUGGAUCAGAUACGUUGACUAUGAAAGAUUUACAAGAAGAUUUUCGUGCAAUUUUCCCUAAUGUCAAUAUAAGUUUUGGUCCUAGUGAUGUGCACCAAGAAUCCAUGUGGAAUACGUCAAAUGAUUCUACGUUUACACCACCUUUACGGCGAACAUUAUUGACAGCCCCUCCUGGUGUUCCAAUAGCUAACAAUUUAAAUUCGACUCAUUCGCUUCAUAAUACAACUUCUGCUGUAAGUUUGGAUCCUUUCCAGCAAAAUAUUUUAUUGCAACAUCAUCAACCCAUGAUUUCUAGCACAUCCGCACCAGCUAUUAAAUCUCCACCCCCUGGAAUAUUUACUCCAACAACACAUCGUAUGGAUUUUGGAAUGACAGGUGGAUGGAACCCACAAAAUGCUCCAUGGAAUAUUGAAGAACAAUAUCUAUCACGUCAACCCUCACAUCAGAAUCAGCAAUUUAUGCAAGGAACUUCACGUCCCUCUAGAGAUGAGGCUCAAGAUUUUUUCGGUGCUUUCUUAAAGGCUGCGGCAGCUAGUUCGAAUGUCCAGGAUGAUAUUCCUAAUGAAGCGGAGUCUUUACCCAACAUUUUACAAGAUCCUGCCAUUAUGUCCGUUCGCAUAUCUCAGGCAGACAGCGCAUAUCGAGCACCUGGUGCACCAGUUAUGCCACAAUAUCAGCCAAUACAAAAUGUUGGGGGCCAUCGAUUAAGUGUUUUUGAACGGGUGGCAAGAACGGGUGACGAACAGAUUGGUAGUGGGUUCGGUGUAGGAAUCGGAAUGGGGGAUGCAGGCCUAAAUGACGCAUCUAAAGAAAUACAAACUACUUCCAUUCAUUCGGAACGACCUGCAGAAAUUGAAAAGGAAUCAAUCCAAACUUUGAAUGUGGCUCAUGUCAAAAGUCCGUCGUUUUCUGCCAAGGAUACCGCAAUCAAAAAAUCCAAUAAUAAUUUAAACUCCAAUCAAUCUAAAAAGCCUACAUCCGUAAAGGUUAUAAGUAUAAAAUCAAAUAGUGGAAAUAAUUCUCAACAACAGUCAAAAUCCGCUAUGAGUCCAUCUGGUCAACCAUCUCAUACAAAAUCUCAUCAUAACGAUAAUCCUGUUCGAAAGUCAGAUUCAAGUUCCGCUACCGAUUCAACAUCUACUUUAAAUAUCACAACUAGUAACUCGAGAAAAAAGGAUAGGCAUUCAAGAAAUUCUUCCACAAAUUCUAAUAAUAAGUCAACUAUAGGGAACAUCACUUUUAAAGAUUCAAAAAAGCAUGGUAAUGCGGAUAUACAAGUGUCUUCUUCAAAAUUCAAAGAUACACCUAAUCAAAAAGGAAAUGCCAUUGAUGAAAAUCGAACAAGAACGUCCACCAACGAAUCAUCUGUCGUUCCAUCUCCAAUUCUUUCCAAGAAACCUAAAAAGAAAGACAAGAAUAGUUCUGCUCAGGUUUUUUCUAAUACUGCAAAGAAUGAUGUCAAAAAAGAUAUGAAAGCUAAUCUUACGGCAAAUGAUACUACCACUAUUCAAAAAGAAUUUAUCAAUAUUGGGGAAUCAACUGAUAUUGAUUCCAAGGAAUUUCAAUCUGGUGUAUCUUCCAGUGAAAUCAACGCUAAAAUGCCAAAGGAUUUUAAGUUUGACUUUGCAUCAUCUGUACUCUUUUCCUUACCUCCGAGCAUUUCUGGUUCGAAAAUUGACCAGAACAAUGAGUCGGUUUCCAAUCUCUCUGCUUUCGAAAGCUCUUCUUUGGAUUUUAAAACACCUACUUCUACCACCUUUGAUUUCUCAUCCGCUGACCUGUUCUCCAAGGAUUUCAACUUCAACACUUCCUCCAUUUUCAAUUUACAAACUUCUUUCUCAUCCGCUUCCCCCUUAUUUGGUUCUUCUUCAAACAACAACAACUCAGGUUCUCCGAUCUUGAUGAGCGAAAGUACUAACUUAUGGACUACUCCUAAUCCUUCCAAUGCUGCUACCAUAAUCAACAAUAAUUCGAACGGUUCUAACGGGUUAAGGACUACAACUGCCUCAGUUGAAGAUCUUGAACGGCAAGUGGCAAAUGCUAGAAGAGAAGCUGAGGAGUUGGAGCACCGUUUGAGAGCUGUAAUUAAGAAAAACACGCAUCUUCAUCAAGAUGCUUGGAAGUGA